Emys orbicularis (European pond turtle) is the source of this 1362-nucleotide messenger RNA. RefSeq names its product neuropeptide Y receptor Y5 (gene NPY5R). Bases 1 to 1362 code for a protein of 453 amino acids. The record is from RefSeq and is a predicted model, not a curated record. Gene Ontology annotation, cellular component: neuron projection; plasma membrane. Gene Ontology annotation, molecular function: peptide YY receptor activity; neuropeptide binding; pancreatic polypeptide receptor activity. Gene Ontology annotation, biological process: chemical synaptic transmission; G protein-coupled receptor signaling pathway. The transcript has 2 exons. NCBI's taxonomy places the organism in Eukaryota, Metazoa, Chordata, Testudines, Emydidae.
AUGACUCGACCUCCGGACUGUAAUAUGGAUUUAGAACUCAAAGACUAUAACACUACGCUUACUAAGGAGAACAGCUCUGCUACUAUCAAGAGUUCUAAUUUUUCUGCCUGGGAAGACUAUAAGAGCAGCGUAGAUGACUUACAGUACUUUCUGAUUGGCCUGUACACAUUUAUAAGUCUUGCUGGCUUCAUGGGAAAUCUACUUAUACUGAUGGCUCUAAUAAAACGCAAGCAGAACACAAUAAUAAACAUUCUCAUUGGAAACCUAGCCUUUUCUGACAUUUUAGUUGUGCUGUUUUGUUCGCCUUUUACAUUAACAUCUGUCCUGCUUGAUCAGUGGAUGUUUGGAGCAAUCAUGUGCCAUGUUAUGCCCUUCCUCCAAUGUGUGUCAGUUCUGGUUUCAACUUUAAUGUUAAUCUCUAUUGCUGUUGUCAGAUACCGCAUGAUAAAAAAUCCCCUUUCUAGUAAUUUAACAGCAAAACAUGGCUAUUUCUUAAUAGCAACUAUCUGGCUUCUUGGUUGUACAAUUUGCUCCCCUCUGCCAGUUUUCCACAAAAUUGUAGAUCUCCAUGAAACCCUUAAUUUAGAAACACUGAACAGCGGGCAUAUGUGUAUUGAAUCAUGGCCAUCUGAUUCAUAUAGAAUUGCCUUUACUAUUUCCUUAUUACUCAUGCAGUAUAUAUUGCCCUUGGUUUGUUUAAUUGUAAGUCAUACCAGCGUCUGCAGGAGUGUAAAUUCCGGAUUGUCAAACAAGGAAAACAAAUGUGAAGAAAAUGAGAUGAUAAACCUAACACUUCAUCCACCCAAGAGUUGCAGAUCUCAGGUGCAACUGUCCAGCAAUUCUAGAUGGAGCUAUACGUUUGUCAGACAACACAGAAAAAGGUAUAGCAAAAAGACUGCUAGGGUGAUGCCAGCUAUUUUACGGAGUCAUCAGGAUAAUAAUUCUGGAGAACUCCCAGAAACCUCUGGUACAGAAAGAAGCCAGCUCUCUUCAUCCAGUAAGUUCAUACCAGGGGUACCAAUCUGCUUUGAGAUGAAACCAGAAGAAAAUUCAGAGAUGCAAGACAUGAUUACAGUAUCCCGAUCCAUCACUCGAAUUAAGACAAGAUCUCGGAGGGUUUUCUGCAGACUGACAGUAUUGAUCUUAGUUUUUGCUGUCAGUUGGAUGCCUCUUCACCUUUUCCAUGUUGUCACUGAUUUUAAUGCCAAUCUUAUUUCUAAUAGGCAUUUCAAAUUAGUAUACUGCAUAUGUCACUUACUGGGUAUGAUGUCCUGCUGCCUGAAUCCCAUCUUAUAUGGGUUCCUUAACAAUGGCAUAAAAGCUGAUUUGAUGUCUCUUAUUCCAUGCUACCAAAUAUCAUGA